UCUGUUGUGUGUAGCAUUAGUGUUAUCAACAUACACAAGUUGCAUUUAAAACAACAUGUUUCUUUAAUUUUAUAAUUUCAAACAAUUUGUCACGUUUAAUAAUUUUAAUCAUCAUAUAAAUAAAUAAAUAAUAUUUAUGUAUAAUUUUAUCUGAGAGAUACAUUAAAUAUUAUUAUUUAUUUAACAUAAUAUAAAUGGCAAGGCAACGUCGUGGUGGAAAAGCUAGUACAAAUAGCCACGGUGGAAGUGGACAUCCUUUGCACAGUAAAUUAAGUAAUAAAGGCACAAAUCAACAAAAAUGGAAUGUAAAACUAUUAAUUUUUGUGAUGUUUAAUGUAAUUAUAGUAUUAUCUAGCAUUGUUUAUCUUUAUUUUAGUCAUCAGCUAGAAAACAUUGUCAUAACACCGAUAGAUAGUCCAAAAAUAAUUGAAAAUCAUGGAUUGAAUGUACCUGAGAAAUAUUGGGGAAGUUAUCGUGGUGGUCUUUACUUUGGAUUGAAGACAAGAACUCCUAAAUCUCUUGUUGUUGGUUUAAUGUGGUUUUCCCAGAAGAUUAUUGACAAUAGUUUACAAAUACGUCAUUGGUGUAAUCAAUGGGAUAAAUUAAAAAAAUAUGGCUGGUUGAAACACGAUGGUCUUAAUUUUGGUAUUCAAGACAUUGAAGAAGAAGAGUUCAUUAUUCAUACUUCAUUUGUUAAGAAAGUAGGUGGAAGUUAUGGUGGUGAUUGGACAGCAAGAAUUACUGUUGAAUCUAAGCUAAACACUACUCAUUCAGUUCCAAUAUCAUUGCUAUUCUAUACUGCUACUAAUGGAGAUGGAUUGAUUUUACCAAAAGUUGUUGAUAAAAAUCAGCUUACUGAAAUUCAUGGAGAAACAGAACAUUUAGGAAGAUUUACUAUCAGAUUUUUAUCAGAUGCUUCUAAUGGUGGCACAAUUUUAAAAUAUAAUUACCUGAGUACACUUGCUCCAGAAGGCUUAGCAACAUUGAAAGAAGUAAUUCUUCAAAAGUUAGCACUUUUUCAGUCAAAGAAAGGAAAUCUUCAGUUACUUGGUUUGGUAGGUCAUUCAGUUCCUUCCACUGAGCAGAGUAAGUCAGCUAAUUUUAUUGUUCAUCAAGUUACCAUUUUACCUCCUUUUCAAAUGGAAGUUAUGUUUGAAUCAGAAGAUUUUGUAGAUCGUCAAUAUCAACUAACAGGAGACAUAUAUGACAGAGAAUUAUUGCAUCAUAAAACCAAUUUUGAUAAGCAGUUUGAAAAUAUUUUUAAAUUAAAUUCUAAAGGUUAUUCAGAAAAAGAAAUUUUAGCAGCUCAAGCAAUAUUCAGUAAUCUAAUUGGAGGAAUUAGUUAUUUUUAUGGUUCAUCUCUUGUUCAAUCAAAAUAUAAUAAAGAGCCUGUAGAAUAUUGGGAAGCACCAUUAUAUACAGCAGUACCAUCUCGUUCUUUCUUUCCCAGAGGAUUUCUUUGGGAUGAAGGUUUUCAUAAUCUCCUUAUUAGUAGAUGGGAUGCUAAUAUAACCAAAGAAAUACUUGGGCAUUGGUUUGAUACAAUGAAUUCUGAAGGAUGGAUUCCUCGUGAACAGAUUCUUGGAUUAGAAGCAAGAGCUCGUGUGCCAAAAGAAUUUAUUGUACAAAAGAAUACAAAUGCUAAUCCUCCUACAUUUUUCUUGACUAUUGAUAGCCUUAUCAAAAGAACUGAUAAUCAAAAUUUAGAAAAGGACAAAGCAUUUUUGAAGCAUCUUUAUCCAAGACUAAAAGCUUGGUUUCUUUGGUUUAAUACAACACAAAAUGGAAAAUUACCAGGUACUUACCGUUGGAGAGGAAGAGAUUCAAAUAUUAAUAAAGAACUUAAUCCAAAAACAUUAACUUCAGGACUUGAUGAUUAUCCCAGAGCAUCACAUCCUACGAUUACUGAAUAUCAUGUUGAUUUAAGAUGCUGGAUUGCUUUGGCUGCUGGAAUUUUAGGAGAUAUAGCACAAUUAAUUGGAGAACCAAGUGAUGAAUUUGUAGCCACUAACAAAUAUUUAACAGAUAAUCAAUUGCUUGAUAAAUUACAUUGGUCUCCAACUUCUCAAUCAUAUUGUGAUUUUGGAUUACAUACAGAUAAUAUUAAAUUAAUUCAUCCAAAACCACCACAUAUGCCUCCAGGGCAUCCAGUGCCUAAAAUGGAAAUGGUUAGGUAUGUUAAAGAUGAACCAACAUAUAAAUUUGUUAAUAAUUUGGGAUAUGUUAGUCUUUUUCCAUUUUUAUUGAAAAUUAUAAAGCCAGAUAAUGCUAAAUUAGGAAAAAUUCUUAAAGAUAUGAGAGAUCCAAAUCUUUUAUGGACAAAUUUUGGACUCAGAUCUCUAUCAAAGAAAUCACCAUUAUACAUGGAGUACAAUACCGAACACGAUCCACCAUACUGGCGAGGUACAAUUUGGAUCAAUAUUAAUUAUAUGGCACUUCAAGCUUUACAUUACUACAGCAAGACACCAGGUCCUAGUCAAGAACAGGCAUUUAAUCUUUAUACAGAACUUAGAAAAAAUUUAGUGACAAAUAUAUUAUCUGAAUAUAAAAGAACAGGUUAUAUUUGGGAACAAUAUAAUGAUAAAACAGGAAAAGGACAUGGUUCCCAUCCUUUUACUGGAUGGUCAUCACUUGUUGUUUUAAUUAUGGCUGAAAUUUUUUGAUUUGGAAAUAAAUAUGGCAUGCAAAUUAUUUUGCACAACAGGGGAACAAUUAUUUUAAAAUAAGGUUUAAUAUACAAAAUUAUUGUUCACUUUUAUAAUUUGUCACAAGCUCAAACUUGUUUGAAAGAAAAUUGAAAAUUAAAAAUUUUAGAGAUUGUUAACUUGAAUUACUAAAUUUGUUGUUUGUUCAUUUGUUUUCUUUUUCAUCGUAGACUUAAUUGAAAGUAAUUCAGAAUUUAAAACAGAUUGCCAACAUUUUUGUAAGAUUUAUAUGAAUGUCAUUUUAGAUGUUUGUAUUAUUAAAGAAAAAGUUUACAUUAGUAAUUACUUUGAUCCAAACCAGUUUUUACAGGAAAAAAGUAAAAUAUGUGAAUAUAAAAGUUAUUUUCAAUAAAAAUCAUAAAAUGACCAUUUUCUAGCAA
Centruroides sculpturatus (bark scorpion) is the source of this 3085-nucleotide messenger RNA. It is a transcript of the gene GCS1, whose product is annotated as mannosyl-oligosaccharide glucosidase-like. NCBI's taxonomy places the organism in Eukaryota, Metazoa, Arthropoda, Arachnida, Scorpiones, Buthidae. Gene Ontology annotation, biological process: protein N-linked glycosylation; oligosaccharide metabolic process. The record is from RefSeq and is a predicted model, not a curated record. Gene Ontology annotation, molecular function: Glc3Man9GlcNAc2 oligosaccharide glucosidase activity. Gene Ontology annotation, cellular component: endoplasmic reticulum membrane. The coding region runs from base 195 to 2663 and encodes 822 amino acids. The transcript has 3 exons.